Acanthosepion pharaonis is the source of this 978-nucleotide messenger RNA. Lineage: Eukaryota; Metazoa; Mollusca; Cephalopoda; Sepiida; Sepiidae. The record is from the annotation of a GenBank genome assembly.
AUGUUCACUGUCUCUCUAUUUAUCACCCCCCUCUCUCUCUCUGUCAUCAAUUCUUGGUUCUCAAACUCUUUUUCCUUAUCUCUUUCUUCUCAUCUUUUUUCUCUUAAAUAUUUGUCUCUUUCGAUUUUUUCUUUCUUUUGUUUUGUUCAUUUAUUCCCCCUCUCCCUCCCACUUUCUUUCUUUCUUUCUCGCUCUCAUCUUUUCUUCCCCUUUCUCUAUUACUUCUAUUCUCUUUUCCUCUCUUUUUUUGCAUCUUUCUUUUUCUCCCUUUUCUUUCUUUUUUUCUCUCUCUUUCUUUGUUUCUUUCGCCAUUCUUUUCAUUUUUCUUUUUUCCUACUUCGUUUUUCUUUCUUUCUUUUUUUCAUCUUUCUUUUUUACUCCUUUAUUUUUCUUCUUUCUUUCUUUCUUUCUUUCUUUCUUUCUUUCUUUCUAAAUAUUAUUCCCUUUCGUUUUUUCCGCCGUCUCUUUCGCCUCAUAUUUCUUCUCUUUCUCGUUUUUCUUUCUUUUUUUUUUUUUCUUUCUUUCUUUUUCUUUAUUUUCCAUCUCAUUCUCUUUUCUUUCUCUCACUUUCUCUUCAUUUUAUUUGUUCAUCAUCUGAUCACUCCCUUUUACUCUCAUCCUCUUUCUCUCUCUCUCUCUCUCUCUCUCUCUGUCUUUGUUUCUCCUCUACCACCCUUUCUUUCUUUCUUUCUUUCUUUCUUUCUUUCUUUUGUAUUAUUUUCCAUGUCAUUUUCUUUUCUUUUUCUCACUUUCUCUUCAUUUUAUUUGUUCUCUAUCUGCUUAGUACUUUUUUACUCUCAUCUCUCUCUCUGUUUCUCCUUACACCUCUCUCUCUCUUUCUUUCUUUCUUUCUUUCUUUUCUUUCUUUCUUUCUUUAUUUCCUUCUUUUGUAAUUUUGACAUUGCUCGUAUUAUGAAUUCUUUUCUUCACCUCCUCCUCCUCAUUUUAUCCCCCCCCCCACCGUCAUCCCUGCCGUGA